AUGUCGCCGGUGACCGCGCUACUGGCGGGCACGGCCGUGCCGCCGGCCCCGUCCCCGUCCCAGGCGCCGGAGAGGCAGCACCAGCACGCCCGCCACUACUCCGUCGGCUUCCCAUCGCUGCUGGUGGUGGAGUGCUCGUCGCGGCCGCAGAAGAAGGGGACCAAGCACCACAUGAAGACGCGGGCCACGAAGAUGCAGCCAUGGGACAUCAAGCGCCUCCCAACACAGUACCCGCCGCUGCCGCCGCUCCCGCCGGACUGGACGCUCGUCGCAUCCGGCACCACGGCACCCGCGACCCCCGUCCUCGAGGUGGCCGUGGCAUGUCACUAA
Messenger RNA from Miscanthus lutarioriparius, 330 nucleotides. The record is from the annotation of a GenBank genome assembly. NCBI's taxonomy places the organism in Eukaryota, Viridiplantae, Streptophyta, Magnoliopsida, Poales, Poaceae.